GUACGAAUGCCUCUUCAACAGAGACGACGCCGACGGCUGGGACGUGCGCCAGGCUAUGAACGACCUCACGGGCUACGACGCGGUCCCCGAUCCCAAAGUCAUAAUAGCUGCCUUGAACGCCUGCAGACGCAUCAACGAAUACGCCUUGGCCGUACGUUUCCUGGAAAUGGUGAAAAACAAGUGUGGCCACGACGUCGAGAAGAUUUACCCGUAUAUUAUCCAGGAAGUGGGGGGUACCGUUGCGGAACUGGGAUGCGAUUUCCCGGAAAGUUUGGGCUACGACAAGCCGGAACUUUGGAUGCAGUCGGUAUUUGACAUGUGA
Anoplophora glabripennis (Asian longhorned beetle) is the source of this 322-nucleotide messenger RNA. Its product is annotated as cytochrome c oxidase subunit 5A, mitochondrial-like. The record is from RefSeq and is a predicted model, not a curated record. The transcript has a single exon. Gene Ontology annotation, biological process: mitochondrial electron transport, cytochrome c to oxygen. The annotation marks the transcript as partial. Lineage: Eukaryota; Metazoa; Arthropoda; Insecta; Coleoptera; Cerambycidae. Gene Ontology annotation, cellular component: mitochondrial inner membrane.